CCUCACCGGAAACGAAUGGUUAAUACUUGUUGUGACUUUGUCAGUGAGAGGUAAACAAAGGGAGGAAGCUUGUUAACUGGAGUUUUUCCGCCCGCAACUCGCGAUGUCGUGCACAACUCAGCGCAUUUUACGCACGGUGACUGGCUACAACAAGCCGGCGGGCACGUUACGUAAGCGCGCAGCCACAGCCAGCAUUUAAACUGUGAAGGCUGUGAAGCUCAGCUGGAAACUUUUCCUGCGCGCCUCUGAGACCAGUGUGUGUCUUCACCCACACCUUGCGCCGUUUGCCGUGUCGAGCCAUGUCCUCGUACAACAGCGUGUGUUUUAACGAGGCCAGGAGAGUGGCUGUUUUCGGGGGAACGCACGGGAACGAGAUGUCAGGCGUGACACUUGUAAACCUGUGGGUGAAGAAUAGUGCCGAGAUACAGAGAAAACGGGUCGAGACCAAACCCUUCAUCACCAACCCGAAGGCUGUGGAGAAGUGCGCCAGAUACGUGGACACGGACCUGAACCGAGCCUUCAGCCCAGAGAACCUCAGUGCCCUGGGAGGAGAAGACCUGCCCUACGAGGUACAGAGAGCCCAGGAGAUCAACAGGAUAUUUGGGCCCAAAGGAAGCCCAGAUGCCUACGAUGUUAUCUUUGACCUCCACAACACGACAUCCAACAUGGGCUGCACUCUCAUUCUGGAGAGCUCCAAAGACCACUUCAAUCUGCAGAUGAUGAACUACAUCAAGAAAGCCAUCGCUCCAGCCAGUUGUCUUGUUCUGCUCAAUGAACAUCCUCUUUUGAAAUAUUCCACUUCACGCUCUGUUGCCAAGCACCCUGUUGGUCUGGAAGUGGGUCCUCAGCCUCAAGGUGUUUUGAGGAGCAACAUCUUUGAAGCUAUGAGGGUAAUACUGAAACAUGCCCUGGACUUCAUCGAACUGUUUAAUGAAGGCAUGGAGUUUCCUUCCUGUACGGUGGAAGUUUUUCGGGUUUCAGAGAGGAUUGACUAUCCCAGAGAUGCCAAUGGAAACAUCAUUGCCAUGGUGCACCCUAAUCUGCAGGACUGUGACUGGGAACCACUGAACCCCGGUGACCCUAUGUUCCAAACCUUUGAUGGAAAGACCAUCCAUUACCAAGGCCCAGGCACCGUCUAUCCCACUUUUAUUAAUGAGGCAGCCUAUUAUGAGAAACAACAGGCAUUUGUAACUACCAGACGAGAAACCUUGGUAGCAAGUGCCAUCAGGAAAGCAUGAAAACUGGUUUGCGAGGCUAACGGAGAUCAUGAAUAUAUGUAGCCACAGCAACGAUCUAUGUGUAGAUUUUACACUUUGUUUUGUUAGCAAAUGACUCAACACCAUGUUUUACACACUGAUUUAGUUUUCUAUGAGUUUACUAUCAGCAAAUCGAUUAACUAUGCAAAGAGUAUUUGUGGAGGCUUUGCGAAGACUCACAGGGCAAAGUCAGGGAAACAGGGAAACACUGGUUUAUUGCUAUGGUAAGUAUUUAUGAUACUGCUGUUAUUUUAAAAAUAUAUUUACAUUAAAUCAACUAAGUUUCUAUAUAUAUAUAUUAAAGGCCAGGCUUAAUCAUUGAUGGCUUAUGAAUCAUUAUACAACACUCCAACCUCUGCUCAGGACGGCCAUUGAGGAUCAUUAGCCAGAACUUUUGACCCAACACUGUAUGUCGUUUGUCUUCUUCUGAAAAUAUAUUUGUAACAUCUUUGGCAGGGUGUCUGUGGCCUUUGAUUCUACCUACCUGUAACUCCAGUGGUUGCAUCUGUGGUGCUGUCCUAUUGUUGCCUUAAUAGAGAUUUCAGAGAAAAUUGCACAACAAAUUUGGAGUGGAAUUUGUAGAUUAUAUGUGUUGGAUAACAAGAUAUUAUUUUGAUAAGAAAUGGUAUAUGUUCUGUUCAUCUAUACAAAUGGGAUGCAGUUUGAAACAUGUUUUAUAAUAAUAAUAUAUUUGUGGCUAUUUUAAUAUAUAUGUACGUUUGGUUUUAUGUGAUGUGUAAGACUUGUUGAAUCAGGAAGUAUAUGUACUUUCUAAUAUUUUUACUUUCAAAGCGUUAUCACUGUGGUCUUACUGUAAUUCAUUUUACAUUCAGCAAUAUUUUCGGUAGCAGCAUUUAUAUGGUUAGUUAAGUUUGCUGUCUUUGAAGUCCUGUGGAAAUCAUACAUUCAAUAAAUGUGGUACUAUGCCACACUGUGAUAUUUUA
Molecule: messenger RNA, 2200 nt
Organism: Scatophagus argus
Lineage: Eukaryota; Metazoa; Chordata; Actinopteri; Scatophagidae
Gene: aspa
Product: aspartoacylase
Exons: 6
Coding region: 300-1238 (312 amino acids)
Molecular function (GO): hydrolase activity, acting on ester bonds; hydrolase activity, acting on carbon-nitrogen (but not peptide) bonds, in linear amides
Source: RefSeq, a predicted model, not a curated record